AUAAUAUCAUGAGCACCAAAGCAACUUCUAUUGACCGAAAUAAAAUAUAUUCGUUUCUUUGAAUUUAUUUUAAUUAUAAAAAAAAAAGUUUUACUUUUAAUUAUUUCAAUUCGAAUUUCUUAAUUUAUGUGUUAAACCUAUGCUUGUUAUAGCACUGCAAUGGAGUUUCGGGUAUUCCUGACUUUUUGGGUAUGUACACAUAAUAAUUUUUUUACAAUGAACCUAUAUAAAAGCAUUUAACUUAAUACAUCAAUGAAUUAGCAAAAAGUUUAUAUAUAAACAUAACAAUGCUUUUAUUUCUCUGGAAUUACUCUCUUUUUACAUUCUCUGCAAUUAAUUAGUAAAAUCUCCGAAAUGUCUCAAAACUUUCGAUUUCACCAUAACUUAUUUAAUUUUACCGUUGCCUAAUCGCGUGCAAAAUUUUUAGAAAAAUUUGUUUUUUUCCAAGAUUAUAAAUAAAAAUAAUUUAUCAGGGAUAAAAGGAUGCCCAACUUAUUCCAAUGUGAGAGCGCCUCAAAACUUGCAUUUUUUAUAACAUUUUCCGUUGUAGCCAGACAAAAUAGUAAUUUUUGGGCAUUUAAGUUAAAACACUCAACAUUAUUUAUAAUGAAAAAUGAUUUUAUAUAUAUAAAAUAUGGAGAAACUAUUUAAAUAUUUUUUUAUGGCUUUAUGGUAUAUUCAAACAAUUGCAUUUUGUUCUAAGCUUAUUAGCCCUCAAUUUUUAAAUGUUUUUAAUAAUUUUCAUUUAAAAAUUAAUACUAUAAUAAUAAUGGCAUCACAAAAGAUUUCAUCACAUACAUUUAAAUUUCGCACUUUAAUUAAUUUUCAUUGUUUUACAUUUUCAAUUACUGAUCUUGAACGGCGGCAAAAAAUCCCUCCGUUCACAUAUAUUUCUGGUAGAAUUUCAAUCUGGCCGUUCCAGUCGUUCCAAUUGCGAAACAUUAAAGCCUACCCGAUCCAGUCAAUUGUCAAAGUCGGGUAAGUGAGUUGAUCUCUCAUUUCCAAUGACAGGAGUGUUGGGCACCUCUUGAUCUCUGCAAUCUAUGGAUGCGAUGAUGUUGUAAAUGUGGUACAUACAUUAUGGUAAUAUAUAUAUACAUUUUUUAUAAAUUAAAUAUCUAAAACUGGAAUAUACCAUACUAACGUUGCUUGUUUAAACAUAUAUUGAAUUGUUAAAAUAAUUUUUAUGUCAUAUCGACAGCGACAAUUUAUCAAUCUUGACAUUCAGGCUCAACAGUUCAAAAACACAGAGUACAACGUUUUGUUCAAGACAAUGUCAUAAUUUUAUGAUAAUAUCUCAUAAACUUUUGGAUAUCAUAUAAUAGGCACGAAUUUCGUAACUAUUAUUUGGCAGUGUAAACGAGCUUUUAGUUUGACAGUUUGCACAAUGUGGUAAUUCGAAUUUAUGUAAGAGUACCACAUCCAACAUCACAUGGAAUUUCACCACCCGAAGGGAAGAAACUAAAAUCGUUCAUUCGCCAUUCAAUUUUGAAAGUCGACCACUGUUGUAAGGGUUUGUUCGAAAGCACUGUGCGCUAGCUUCAAUUUCUGGUUGAUCCACGUAGCAUCAUCAAAUUAAUAUAUACAAAAUGUUCGUGUCAACAGUCUCCCGUAUUGCCCCCGUCGCCAGGACCGCUCUCCUUAACGGUUCAAAGCAAUACUUGCGACCAUUGAGCAGCGCUGUGAUUAGCCAGAGCCAAUCCUUGGCAGCUCAGAACACAUCGCCCGUUGCUUUACUGCCACAAAUUAGGUCAUUCCAGACCUCUCCAGUCACUCGUGACAUCGAUUCUGCUGCCAAAUUCAUUGGUGCUGGUGCUGCAACAGUCGGUGUUGCCGGUUCUGGUGCUGGUAUCGGAACAGUGUUCGGUUCCCUCAUCAUUGGUUAUGCCAGAAAUCCAUCGUUGAAACAGCAGUUGUUCUCAUAUGCUAUUUUAGGUUUCGCCUUGUCUGAAGCUAUGGGUCUUUUCUGUCUUAUGAUGGCCUUCUUGCUGCUCUUCGCUUUCUAAAGUGUAUGUCAUUGAAAGUUUAUAAACAACAGUAAUAGCAGUAACAUCAGCUACACCAUUUAUUGUUUUUAAAAAACAUCCAAGAAUAAAAACACGUUUAUUUAAGUUUAAAACGAAAAUAAAAAUACUAUGAUAAAAAACUUUAAAUGUGCAAAAUACGUUAAAUCCAAGCGAAAAACCAUCCUAACCGAAAAACUGAAUUAGCAGAAAUAUAUUGCGAACGAAAAGUAUCAGAAAAGUUAAGCGCCGGAUCGAAAAUAGUUAGUCAACAGAUCGAAACACCUGCUUGGGCAUUCGUUUUGAUCCCGAAUCAUUUUAGCGAUAUGGAACAUUUCAAUUAAAAUCACAUACGAAUACUUAAGUCUACAGCUAUUAUUUCUCGCAAGUGGAACCAUAAUUUAAAUGAAAUCCAGAAGUAAUUUAAAGUUGCGAUUAGUCGUUCAUCAUACCAUAGGUUUAGCUUCAAUGCCAUGAUGUAGGGUCGUGUUUGCCCUGUCAGCGCUCUCGUUAAAAACUAGGAAUGCAGGAAAGAUUCGAUGCAAUCAUGGAAUGAAAAUUAAUUAGUUUUUAUCUGAAGUUGGGUUUUCCGUAUGUGAUUUUUAUUGACGCUAAAAGAUGUUUCCUACUCAACUGAAUUUAAGAAGUUGUUCGUGCAUUCUGUACUGUAUACGUUGUUGCAACGCAUUUCUUAAAUAAUUAUAUCUACAAAUAAAAGAAUUGAGUCCUUAUUAUGAUAAUGCUGAUAAUAACAUUUAUUUGCACACAAAUUGUAACAUAAAGUAGAUCCUGAAUAAAAAAGAUGGAAUUAUUGACUGGAGAAAA
Molecule: messenger RNA, 2828 nt
Organism: Bactrocera oleae (olive fruit fly)
Lineage: Eukaryota; Metazoa; Arthropoda; Insecta; Diptera; Tephritidae
Gene: ATPsynC
Product: ATP synthase, subunit C
Biological process (GO): proton transmembrane transport; proton motive force-driven ATP synthesis
Molecular function (GO): proton transmembrane transporter activity
Source: RefSeq, a predicted model, not a curated record